GAGCCGCCGCCGAGGACUCAGCAGCCUCCCCCUUGAGCCCCCUCGCUUCCGGACGCUCCGUCCCCCCUGCCCGCCUUCUCCCGCCGCCGCCUUCCGCAGGCCGUUUCCACCGAGGAAAAGGAAUCGUAUCGUAUGUCCGCUAUCCAGAACCUCCACUCUUUCGACCCCUUUGCUGAUGCAAGUAAGGGUGAUGAUCUGCUUCCUGCUGGCACUGAGGAUUAUAUCCAUAUAAGAAUUCAACAGAGAAACGGCAGGAAGACCCUUACUACUGUCCAAGGGAUCGCUGAUGAUUACGAUAAAAAGAAACUAGUGAAGGCGUUUAAGAAGAAAUUUGCCUGCAAUGGUACUGUAAUUGAGCAUCCAGAAUAUGGAGAAGUAAUUCAGCUACAGGGUGACCAGCGCAAGAACAUAUGCCAGUUCCUGGUAGAGAUUGGACUGGCUAAGGACGACCAGCUGAAGGUUCAUGGGUUUUAAGUGCUUUUGGCUCACUGAAGCUUAAGUGAGGAUUUCCUUGCAAUGAGUAGAAUUUCCCUUCUGUCCCUUGUCACAAGUUUAAAAACCUCACAGCUUGUAUAAUGUAACCAUUUGGGGUCUGCUUUUAACUUGGACUAGUGUAACUCCUUCAUGCAAUAAACUGAAAAGAGCCAAAAAAAAAAAAAGAAA
Molecule: messenger RNA, 663 nt
Organism: Dama dama (fallow deer)
Lineage: Eukaryota; Metazoa; Chordata; Mammalia; Artiodactyla; Cervidae
Product: eukaryotic translation initiation factor 1
Exons: 1
Coding region: 133-474 (113 amino acids)
Biological process (GO): translational initiation
Cellular component (GO): eukaryotic 43S preinitiation complex
Molecular function (GO): ribosomal small subunit binding; RNA binding; translation initiation factor activity
Source: RefSeq, a predicted model, not a curated record